This is a messenger RNA of Exaiptasia diaphana, 1584 nucleotides long. RefSeq lists its product as uncharacterized. Gene Ontology annotation, molecular function: zinc ion binding; nucleic acid binding. The transcript has a single exon. The record is from RefSeq and is a predicted model, not a curated record. The annotation marks the transcript as partial. NCBI's taxonomy places the organism in Eukaryota, Metazoa, Cnidaria, Anthozoa, Actiniaria, Aiptasiidae.
AUGAGAAAUGAACGUCUACGUGACAGACUUGUGUCAGGCGUUCGCGACGACAAGAUGCUUAGAGACUUGUUGAAAGAGAAACUAGAAGAUUUAACAUUUGACAAGGCCGUGGCUAAGUGUGUAGCUCACGAACAGGCCAGUAAAGAUGUCCAUGCCCUAAAGGGAGAUGGGGGACAGGCCGUUGCAAAGGUUCAAGUGUUGAACAGCGCCAAACCACCACGGAGAAGGCGCAAAUCAAGCAAAAAUGCAAAUGGACAACCGUCUGCAAACCGCGAGCUUGACACUAAGCCACAAGGAAAUACGUGUCAUCGCUGUGGUGACAUGCAUGACUCAAAAACUUGCAAAUUUAAAAAUGCAAAGUGUCAUGGCUGUGGUAAGGCAGGACAUAUCAAGAGGGUCUGCCGAAACUCAACCAGUAAGGAACAGUCAGUACAUGUUUUACAAUGUAGUGAUGAUGAUGUAAGCUCAUCAGAGCUUUACCGGCUAGGCACAGCAGACAAACGUAAACCUAUGUGUGUAGAUGUUAUGUUAGAGGGUCACACAUUCAACAUGGAAGUGGACACCGGGUCAGCGGUCACUGUUGUCAAUGAAGGACUCUACCGUGAACACCUACGACACGUGCCCUUGAAAAGCACUCGCCUUCAGYUACACACAUACACCGGUCAAAMAGUUACGCCUACAGGAGUAUGUACGGUUACAGUCAAUUAUGAGGAGCAAGAGAAAGAGCUCCCUGUCUAUGUGGUGCCAGGAAUUGGUCCAACACUCCUUGGUAGAGAGUGGCUGCGAGAAAUCACGCUGAACUGGUCUUUACUUAAGCUGAUUGCAAUGGAACCGGACGGCCUKACAGAGGUUCUKGAGAAACACAAAGCAGUGUUCGGGGAUGAUCGGGGUCAUCUCAAGGACAUUAAGGCAAAAUUUACUCUCACUGCUAAUGCAAAGCCAAAGUUUUGUAAGCCCAGACAGGUUUCCUUGUCAAAGAAGAAACUCAUAGAGACAGAACUGGACAGGCUGGAAGCAGAAGGAGUUAUAAGAAGAGUUACUCAUAGUGACUGGGCUGCACCUAUUGUGGCACCCUGGAAGAAGGAYGGAAGCGUUCGGGUUUGCGGCGACUACAAGGUGACUGUGAACCCUUACCUGGAAGUUGAUGUAUACCCUUUGCCCCGCAUCGAAGACAUCUACGCGAGUCUCAACGGUGGCACAGUGUUCUCAGUUCUUGACCUGAAACAGGCAUACCUACAGAUGGAGGUUGACGAGGCGUCGCGCAAGUAUGUCACUAUCAAUACUCAUCGGGGGUUGUACGAAUAUCAAAGGAUGCCAUAUGGUAUAGCCUCUGCCCCAGCCCUCUGGCAGAGAGCGAUGGACCAGGUUCUACAGGGAAUAGAUGGAGUCCAAUGCUAUAUCGAUGACAUUGUUAUCAGUGGAAAGACGAAGGAGKAACAUCUGAUUACCAUGGAUAAAGUUCUAGAAAGAUUGGAGGAGAACGGACUUAGAGCUAACAGAGGUAAAUGCUCAUUUCUGAAGGACUCUGUUGAGUACUGUGGACACAUCAUAUCAUCAGAGGGUCUGCGACAGUCCCCCAAAAAG